Drosophila navojoa is the source of this 546-nucleotide messenger RNA. RefSeq lists its product as uncharacterized. The record is from RefSeq and is a predicted model, not a curated record. NCBI's taxonomy places the organism in Eukaryota, Metazoa, Arthropoda, Insecta, Diptera, Drosophilidae.
AUGCACACCAAUUGGUAUAUCUAUUGCUUAAUAUUCGCUUGUGUCAUAAACAAUAGCUUCGGCGAGAAGCAAGUUCUCGUCAAGAGAAUACAGUGUGCGCUAAAGAGCAAGGUAAUAGCCAGUGUGGAUUGCUCGAAAGACAAUGAUACUUCCCUUUCGUUUUACAUGAAAACAAUCCAUGACAUUGUGAGGCUUUACGGCUUAUCGAGCCUAUACAUCUACAUCACUGGUAGAAAGAAUGUGGUACAGCUUAAAGGACUACGCACAGAGUUCUGCCAAUCGUUGACGGAACGCAAGCGUCCCAAUUUGCUGGGAUUGAUCAAUGCGGGACUGCGAAAAGCGCACACGAACUUUCCACAGAAAUGUCCCUUUCAUAGCAAUACCAGAUAUAUAUUGGAGCAUCUUCAGUUCGAUUCCAAGUAUUUGCCCAACUAUAUACCGGAGUAUAAUUUUACGUACAUUGGCAAGUUCUUUAUGAACAAUGUGCUCACGGCUGAAGUGAAAGUCACUGGAGGAGUUUGUAAUGUCGGCAAUGAUUGUAGAUGA